Molecule: messenger RNA, 2479 nt
Organism: Arabidopsis lyrata subsp. lyrata
Lineage: Eukaryota; Viridiplantae; Streptophyta; Magnoliopsida; Brassicales; Brassicaceae
Product: probable serine/threonine-protein kinase At1g54610
Exons: 8
Coding region: 249-2189 (646 amino acids)
Biological process (GO): protein phosphorylation; positive regulation of transcription elongation by RNA polymerase II
Cellular component (GO): cyclin-dependent protein kinase holoenzyme complex; nucleus
Molecular function (GO): RNA polymerase II CTD heptapeptide repeat kinase activity; ATP binding; cyclin-dependent protein serine/threonine kinase activity
Source: RefSeq, a predicted model, not a curated record
CUGUGUCAAUGCAGUGUUUUCUUCGGUCAAAUGAUACCAAUCUGAAACAAAGAAAAAACAAUCCAAUCUACUUUUAUUUUUGCGUAUACCUCUCUCCAAUCUCCAUCUUCCAUUAAAGUCUUAGCCUUUCUUCAUCACUUGCUCUUGAAUAUUGUCUCUCCCCCAAAAGGGAUGGUGAAGUUGUUGUCUUUGUUAUGGAUGAAUUAGGGAUUUGGAUUUUGAGCUGCUCUUGUUGUUGUUGAUUCGUUAUGGGUUGCAUAAUCUCUAAGAAGAAGUCACCAAAGAGGAAUCCACCAUGGAAAGAAUCAUUAGAGAAGCGUUCUUCGAGGAUCAAUUCGUCGAGGAUUGAUGAUUCUAGCCAAAAUAAAGAGGAGCAAGAUCGGUCGAAUAAAAUUAGGUUGAUUGAAUCUGAAAAGUUCAGUUCAAGUAGGUUUUCUGAGAAACAUCAGGAGAUUGCUGAGAUUGGUGAUACAGAUGAAGAUGAAGAUGAUGAUCAUCCACCUGAGGAGUUGAAGAGAGAACCUAGUGUUGUGAUUCGACCCGGUCCUGAAGCCGUUUCAAAGGAAGCUGAAUUGGCUGCAGGAUGGCCAGCUUGGUUAGUCUCAGUGGCUGGUGAGGCACUUGUGAAUUGGACUCCACGACGUGCUAGUACCUUUGAGAAAUUGGAGAAAAUUGGCCAAGGUACAUAUAGCAGUGUAUACAAGGCUCGUGAUCUUAUUAAUAACAAGAUUGUUGCGCUUAAAAGAGUCCGGUUUGAUCUUAGCGAUUUAGAGAGUGUUAAGUUUAUGGCGAGAGAGAUCAUAGUAAUGCGAAGGCUUGAUCAUCCUAAUGUACUUAAAUUAGAAGGCUUGAUCACUGCCUCUGUUUCAUCUUCUCUGUAUUUGGUUUUUGAGUAUAUGGAUCAUGAUCUCGUCGGACUUGCUUCGAUACCCGGUAUCAAGUUUUCAGAGCCUCAGGUUAAAUGUUAUAUGCAACAACUUCUAAGCGGGCUUCAUCAUUGUCACAGUCGUGGUGUUCUGCAUCGUGAUAUCAAGGGAUCAAAUCUACUGAUUGACAGUAAUGGAAUCUUGAAGAUUGCAGAUUUCGGGUUAGCAACGUUUUUCGACCCACAGAACUGCGUUCCAUUGACUAGCCGUGUUGUGACUCUUUGGUAUCGACCCCCAGAGCUUCUACUUGGAGCUUGUCAUUAUGGUGUUGGGGUUGAUUUGUGGAGCACAGGCUGUAUCUUAGGUGAAUUAUACUCCGGGAAACCGAUCCUGGCAGGAAAAACCGAGGUAGAGCAACUGCAUAAAAUUUUCAAGCUAUGUGGUUCACCAACAGAAGAUUACUGGAGGAAACUGAAACUACCACCUUCAGCUGCGUUUAGACCCGCACUUCCAUAUGGUCGACGUGUAACAGAGAUGUUUAAGGACUUGCCGAUGAAUGUUCUUUCGCUUUUGGAGGCUUUACUUUCCAUAGAUCCCGAUCAGAGAGGCUCUGCAGCUAGAGCUCUUGAGAGUGAGUAUUUCAGAACAGAGCCGUUUGCUUGUGAUCCAUCUUCUCUACCAAAGUAUCCUCCCAGCAAAGAGAUUGAUGCUAAAAUCCGUGAUGACGCGAAAAGGCAACGACCCACCCAGGAGAAGAAUGAGAGACAAGACUCGCAAACAAGACGAUCACACGAAAGAAAACUUAUCCCACCAGUAAAAGCUAAUAAUCCAUCACUUUCAACAGCUGUGGAGAAUCCUUAUCUAAGAAGCUGUGUUCCGGGUAAUUCGCAAAGACAAAUGCACAAUACAAAAGACAUGACCUGCAACAAUCCAACAAGCGGAAGAGUCUCUCACUCAGGUCCGAUGAUGAAAAACCGGAAUCUCAGUCGCUUAACAAACGUGAAGGACAAUGCAGCCCCUAGAAUACCUUCAUACAGAGCUAACUCAGCAGGACAAGGAGGUGGUUAUGUUGGCUCAGAUCAACAAAUCAUGGAUCAGCAAAAGAAGGAAUUGAGAGCAUUCAACAGAGCUGACACUAUGGAUAAUAGUAAAAGGCAAAUCAAAAUCCCUAAUGACCCUUCUUGGUAUGAUUCAGGGGAUAACAAAAUGUAUAUGUCCGGUCCAUUACUGGCUCAGCCAAGAAAAGUGGAUCAAAUGCUGGAAGAACACGACCGACAGCUCCAAGAUUUCACCAGACAGAAAGCAAAACAAUGCAGAAACUAAAUCAUGUAUCAGAAUGAUUUUGCUGGAAUCUUUAUCAUCAGAGGACAAAAACAGAGAACCAUUCAAGUCUUGUUGUAUCAAGAAGAGUCUUAUCUGGUUCCUAGAUUUUGAAAAAUUUGUUUGUAUUAUAGAGAUUAAAUAUUGUUGGCUUAUAAAAAGCUAAGCUCUGUGAUUAUAAUAGAUUGAUGUGUAUAACAUUUAUACAGACUCAUCAUAGAGUUUGGUCUUUUUGUGUACAUACAUGUAUGUACACUUCUUCAUAUAUUACAGAGAUGUGUACAUUACAUAUA